CCGCCGCCGCCGCCGCUCGCCUGGGAACGGAGCUGUCAUGGCGAGCUCAGCCGCCCCCUCCGUGCGGCCCCCGAGGCCCAAGAAAGAGCCGCAAGCGCUCGUCAUCCCCAAGAAUGCGGCCGAGGAACAGAAGCUCAAGCUGGAGCGGCUCAUGAAGAACCCGGACAAAGGAGUUCCAAUUCCAGAAAAAAUGAAUGAAUGGGCACCUCGACCUCCCCCAGAAUUUGUCCGAGAUGUAAUGGGUUCAAGUGCUGGGGCUGGCAGCGGAGAGUUCCACGUAUAUAGACAUCUGCGCCGGAGAGAGUACCAGCGACAGGACUACAUGGAUGCCAUGGCUGAGAAGCAAAAAUUAGAUGUAGAGUUUCAGAAGAGGCUGGAAAGGAAUAAAAUUGCUGCAGAAGAGCAGACGGCAAAGCGACGAAAAAAGCGCCAGAAGUUAAAAGAGAAGAAAUUAUUGGCAAAGAAGAUGAAACUUGAACAGAAGAAACAAAAAGAAGGACCCAGUCAGUCCCAGGAGCAGCCGUCCAGCAGCUCUGAGGAGGCGUCCGGGACAGAGGAAGAGGAGGAGGAGCCCAGCUUCCUCAUGGGGCGGUGACAGUGUUGGGCCCAGCGCCCCAGAAAACCCUCCACACCGCCCGAGGGGAAAGGAGGCUGUUGCCACUCACUUUCUCUCCCAGGGCCUCGCUGGAGAGAAGCAAGUGGGAAGCCAUCUAACUGCUCACAGCCCUGCCUGUUGUAGGACUCAGAGCCUGCGGCACAGACGAGACCAGUUCCUGGACACUCAGGGGCGUUGCUGAGCAGAAUCCAUUCAUUUUCCUGCCAAAGGGGAGAGAUGUAUAACCGCCUGCCCCCAUGCCUGUUCUCACGUAUUUUGAGUGAUGAGUUUGGGGGCUGGUUUCUGUGAAAGGAAUGUGUAUUUAGUAAAAAACAGAAAAACUA
Rhinolophus ferrumequinum (greater horseshoe bat) is the source of this 939-nucleotide messenger RNA. It is a transcript of the gene PRKRIP1, whose product is annotated as PRKR interacting protein 1. The record is from RefSeq and is a predicted model, not a curated record. Bases 38 to 595 code for a protein of 185 amino acids. NCBI's taxonomy places the organism in Eukaryota, Metazoa, Chordata, Mammalia, Chiroptera, Rhinolophidae. Gene Ontology annotation, cellular component: nucleolus. The transcript is spliced from 6 exons. Gene Ontology annotation, biological process: negative regulation of protein kinase activity. Gene Ontology annotation, molecular function: double-stranded RNA binding; protein kinase inhibitor activity; protein kinase binding.